Messenger RNA from Rana temporaria (common frog), 2278 nucleotides. RefSeq names its product gastrula zinc finger protein XlCGF26.1-like. The transcript is spliced from 5 exons. The coding region runs from base 85 to 1797 and encodes 570 amino acids. NCBI's taxonomy places the organism in Eukaryota, Metazoa, Chordata, Amphibia, Anura, Ranidae. Gene Ontology annotation, cellular component: nucleus. The record is from RefSeq and is a predicted model, not a curated record.
CACCAUCAUCAGAGUGGAAACCUCGGGGGAUUUAAUAUUGUUGUUAAAGAAGAGUUUAAAGAGGAGGAGGAUGAGUGUGGAGUGAUGAAGGAGUCUUCACGAGGGCAGAAGGAUUUCUACAGGAAUGAUACGAUGGAGCCACCAGAGAGGUCUCACCUUCCUCAGUAUUCUCUUUAUUCCAAACAAGAUCACACCGUCCCUCACCAUGAUCAGAAUGGAAGCCUCGGGGAUUUAAAUAUUGUUAUUAAAGAAGAGUUUAAAGAAGAGGAUGAGGAGUAUGGAGUGAUGGAGCCGACUGAGAGAUGUCUUCAUUCUCAGGAUUCCCAGGAUUCCACACAGGAAGGUCUCACCAUCCCUCACCAUCAUCAGGGUGAAGAUCUGAUAAAAACAAAAGUCGAGAGUGAAGCAGAGGAGAUGGAUAGGAAGGUUGACGAGAAGUAUAUGGAGAAGGCUGAAACAGGAACAUUCGAAAAGGAGGACACUCCUACAGAGAUCAGCACAGGAAACGCCACGAAGAAACUGUCAAAGGAUCGUCUCACUUUAUCUCCAGGUUGUAAAAUGAAGGAUGAGGACACUAAAGAGAGUUCCAGAAUUCAGGAGGAGAAGCCGCAUUCCUGCCCCGAUUGCGGGAAACGUUUUGCAUCAAAGAUACUAGUUGGCAAACAUCAAAAAUCUCACUCGGGCGAGAAGCCGCACGCCUGCACCCACUGCGGCAAGUGUUUCGCCACGCGAACGCUAGUUGCCAGGCAUCAGAGAUCUCACACGGGGGAGAAGCCGUAUUCCUGCUCUGAGUGCGGGAAACGUUAUUCGCAAACAUCCAAACUUAUUAGACACCAGAGAUCCCACACGGGGGAGAAGCCAUUCUCCUGCCCUGAGUGUGGGAAAUGCUACCCGGCAAAAUACGAACUGGUCGCACAUCUAAAAUGUCACACGGGGGAGAGGCCGUUUGCCUGCGCAGAGUGCGGGAAAUGUUUUAAAGAGAAGUCCCAUCUGAACACACACUUAAGAUCCCACACGGGGGAGAAGCCGCAUCCCUGCCCUGAGUGUGGGAAAUGUUUCAAAGAGAAGUCCCAUCUCUACACCCACCUGAAAACUCACAAGGGGGAGAAGCCAUAUUCCUGUGCGGAUUGUGGGAAACGUUUUUCUGAGAAGUACCAUCUUAACAGUCAUCGGAAAAUUCACACGGGGGAGAAGAUGCACCCUUGCACCGAGUGCGGGAAAAGUUUUCCUAUGGCGUCCCACCUUUUAAUACAUCAGAGAAAGCACACUGGGGAAAAGCCGUUUCCCUGCCCUCAGUGCGGGAAAUGUUUUGUUAGGAAAUCUCACGUGGAUAGGCACCAAAAAUCUCACACGGGGGAGAAACCGUUUUCCUGUGCCGAGUGCGGGAAAAGUUUUUCGCAGAAGUGCCAUCUUACCAAACACCAAAAAGAGCACACUGGCGAGAAGCCGUUCCCCUGCCCCGAGUGCGGGCAAUGUUUUACUCACAAAUCGCUGCUAGAAAGACAUCACAGGUCCCACACGGGGGAGAAGCCGUUUUCCUGCCCCGAGUGCGGGAAAGGUUUUUCGGAUAAGGCCAAACUCUCUAGGCAUCAGAGGCUGCACACGGGCGAGAAACCGUAUUCCUGCCCCGAGUGCGGGAAAUGCUAUCCGCAGAAAUCAGAACUUGAUAUACAUCAGAGGUCUCACACGGGGGAGAAGCCGUAUUCCUGCCCUGAGUGCGGGAAGCGGUUUACACAGAAAUCUCAUGUCUCCAGACAUCAGAGGUCCCACACGACCGUGGAGGUGAUUGUGUCCUGAGUAUGGAAAAUGGUUUCUAUACCAGGCAGUGACAUACAUGGUAGAAAACGCAUAGCUAACUACUCCUCUAACUGUCAAAUUCAAGGAAAGAGGGGGGAGGGGCGUGUCAUUUCUGGAUUGUUCUUCUUCCCAUGUAGUCUGAUCUCCCCUGCCAUUUAACACAAGCCUCAAAGAAAGGAGUCAUGGUGAGGAACAUGCUAGAUAUUACUUGGGGGGUGAAGAGUGGGGGCAUCACACUACUUGGUGCCAGGACUAUUCAGUACAGCUAUAAGCCUGCACAGGCAGAUGCAUUGGCUUGUAGGCUGCCACCUGCUGCCUGAAAAUGGUAAAUAUGACAUUUUCAGAGCUAACAUUUUAAUUUUACUUGUUAAAACAUACAAAUAUAUUAACACCAAUUAUUUUUUUAGCAUGAAACCUAGAUAUUCAAGUUCAUUUUAUUCCUUGUAUGAUUAAUAAAAGUGUGCUUUCGGAUUUGCUUUAU